Messenger RNA from Histoplasma mississippiense, 792 nucleotides. RefSeq lists its product with no specific name. The coding region runs from base 1 to 792 and encodes 263 amino acids. The record is from RefSeq and is a predicted model, not a curated record. NCBI's taxonomy places the organism in Eukaryota, Fungi, Ascomycota, Eurotiomycetes, Onygenales, Ajellomycetaceae. The transcript has 5 exons.
AUGCCUCCGGGGGCGGGGUGGAACGAGGAGGGACAGAGAGGACCAAAGGACGACCAAAGAGUCGGCGUGGUUGAUGUUCCGGACAGUGCCAAGACCAACAGCAGGACUCCAGACGAGAACCAGAAACUGGGAGGACGCCUGCUUUUAUACCGCGCCGGAUUCCCCGUCCGUGUGGCCAAAGACCAGCGUGGCCACACGGGCUUUGCCGUUGCGCACACGGCCCUCGCCACCCCCUUUACCGUACCAGCACCGUCGUCCUCCCGCCUUGGGAUUGGGCCGCUGCAUCAGGUGCUGCUUCAAGCGGCGUCGCUGACUUGCCCCAUUGGGCCAGUCGAUGGUUGGCGUGCCAAGGUAGGAAGCUCCAUGACCCACUUUUACAGGCUGGCCGGCCAGGGUUACUCUGCGUUCAAUGUUGCCAUUCCCCGUUCCGGAUUGGUCCGGAUGGUGUCGGCAGGAAGCCCGCCGUUGGAAUCCCGAGAAUACCCUGAAGCCGCAAGAAUGCCCAGAAAAGGGGGAAUCUGCAGUGCUCUGCAUAACUAUGGAGGCGUCGGACCAAACAGAGAAUCCCGGCUUGGUGCUGCUUUACUGCAGCAGACUGGGACACAAAGCGCGGCUCUUGUUUGGGUCUUGACGGAUCGCUCCUCUCUGACUCUCUGGAGCCUUUUUCUCGGGUCAACUCCUUGGUCAUGUCAGGCUGGGACCGGCGAUGCUCUGACCGUAAUCCACUCUCCUCUCUCGCCGCCGUUCAUUCAGCUUGGGCUAUUUGAGCAUAGCGGCAUGUUUGAUGGAUGA